UUCGAAACAAAAGAUCAGAGAAAAACUUAAAAUCCAAAAUUCCCAAUUUGGCUUUCUUCUCCCUUACGGUUUUCUGCCGUCAGAAACCCUAACAGAUCAGAAACCCUAGAACUGCAAUCCGACCUCUGCAAUUCUAUCAUUGAUGUACGCCUCCGACAAUCGAUACGCCGACGUCAACUCCUACCGUGAGCACCGCAGUGACCUAGUGGGUCCAGCGCCUGCGGUGGCGCCACAGUUAGGCACCGCCUAUGGCCGUGGCGGUGGGGAAGCUCCGUAUGGGGGCCCGCCGCCUGCGGUUGCUUCAUAUUCGGUAAGAGUGGGUGGACCGACAUUGGGUCCAGGAGACUUUAAUGGGUACCCGCCGUUCCAGCCCCCUUUCGAGCGGUUCAAUAUCGGCCGAGGUGGUGGUAAUGGGAGCUUUGGUGGUAGAGCGUCGAAUGGUCAUGUUGGUGGUGGAAGGGGUCGUGGUGGUAUUGGUGGUGGUGGGAGAUUUGGUGGCGGUGGCAGGGGUUUUGAUGGAGGCCGUGGUGGCGGUAGGAGCUUUGGUGGUAGUCGUGGUGGAGGUGCGGGUUUUGGCGGUGGGCGUGGAGUUGGUGGAAGAGGAGGAGGUAGGCAUGGUGGCUCGUCAAGAGGAGACUUGGAUAAUAUUAUGCUUCCCAAGCAAGAUUUUGGAAACUUGGUACCUUUUGAGAAGAACUUCUAUGCUGAAAGUCCUUCUGUGAGGGCAAUGUCAGAACAUGAUGUUAUGGUGUAUCGUACGAGGCGGGAGAUUACCACCGAAGGGCAUGAUAUCCCAAAACCGAUUCAGAUGUUUGAGGACACGGAUUUCCCUGAUUACUGCCUAGAGGUGAUUGCGAAAUUGGGUUUUGUUGAACCAACACCAAUUCAGGCUCAAGGAUGGCCAAUGGCAUUAAAGGGUAGAGAUUUAAUUGGCAUUGCCGAGACUGGUUCUGGUAAGACUUUGUCUUAUCUGCUGCCGGCGCUGGUACAUAUUAGCGCACAGCCUCGGUUAGCUCAGGGAGAAGGUCCUAUGGUGUUAGUAUUAGCACCUACUCGAGAAUUGGCAGUUCAAAUUCAAGAAGAAGCUUUAAAAUUUGGUUUACGUUCCAAUAUUAGGAGUACUUGCAUAUAUGGCGGUGCUCCAAAAGGACCCCAAAUACGCGAUCUUAAAAGAGGGGUUGAGAUUGUGAUAGCUACGCCUGGACUGAUAGAUAUGUUGGAAGCUCAGCAUACAAAUUUGCGAAGAGUGACUUACCUAGUUUUAGAUGAGGCUGAUAGGAUGUUGGACAUGGGAUUUGAGCCGCAGAUAAGGAAAAUUGUUUCUCAAACCCGACCAGAUCGGCAGACUUUGUAUUGGAGUGCCACGUGGCCAAGGGAGGUUGAAAGUUUAGCAAGGCAGUUUUUACGUAACCCAUAUAAGGUAAUCAUUGGAUCAGCAAGCCUUAAAGCAAACCAAUCCAUAAACCAAGUUGUUGAUGUUGUGACGGAGGUGGAGAAAUACAAUAGGCUGAUCAAAUUGCUCAAAGAAGCGAUGGUUGGGAGCCGAAUUCUGAUUUUUGUGGAGACGAAAAAGGGAUGCGACCACGUUACUAAACAAUUGAGGAUGGAUGGAUGGCCAGCUCUAUCCAUCCACGGUGAUAAAAACCAGGCCGAAAGGGACUGGGUCUUGGCUGAGUUUAAAAGUGGCAGGAAUCCUAUAAUGACUGCCACUGAUGUGGCUGCGCGAGGUCUUGAUGUGAAGGACAUAAAAUGUGUGAUCAAUUAUGAUUUUCCAUCAAGCCUUGAGGAUUAUGUUCACAGAAUCGGACGAACUGGACGUGCAGGAGCAGCAGGAACUGCUUUAACUUUUUUCACGCACGCAAAUGCAAAAUUCACUAGGGAUCUAAUCAAGAUCCUUCAAGAAGCAGGUCAGGUUGUGAGCCCUGCAUUAGCUGCAAUGGCCCGAUCAAGUGGUAGUUUCGGAGGAUCCGGUGGGAACUUCCGCAAUAGAGGACGAGGAGGAGGGUUUGGGAACCGGGGCAUGAGUUCUGGUUCAAAUACUGUUCCUAUCGGUUACAAGAGACCAUGGUAGUUUGUGUGGUAUCAGAAUUCACCUGGCUAUAUUAUGUUCUUUUGGUUUGAAACAAUGAAGGAAAGAACGUUGUGUCGAAAACAUGCUAUUUUUGGUACGAUUGAUUUGUGUUGCAAUAUCAAAUAGGUGUUUAUGUUUAUCUGUAAGUUUCUCUGAGAAAAGAGGGACCGAGUUGUAAGAUAAUUGGAGACGAGUUUUGAGCAAAGAUAUUUGAAAGUCAUCGUGUCCUCAUCCUACCAAGUGUAAAUAAUACUUGGUUCUUUUUUUUUU
Messenger RNA from Malus domestica (apple), 2341 nucleotides. RefSeq names its product DEAD-box ATP-dependent RNA helicase 30-like. Lineage: Eukaryota; Viridiplantae; Streptophyta; Magnoliopsida; Rosales; Rosaceae. Gene Ontology annotation, molecular function: RNA helicase activity; ATP binding; RNA binding. The record is from RefSeq and is a predicted model, not a curated record.